CCAAACUUGAACUUCGACAUGUGUAAACACCAAUGGACCCUCUUUCCAUCACCACUUCGUGCAUCACGCUCAUCGGAGUGACCGCAAAGACAGUGAUUUCCCUCACCGACUUUAUCCGGACCUGUCGCGAUGCCCGCAGCGACCUCUUCAGCGUACACGCUGAACUGAGCGAGCUGACACUGGUUCUCGAGCUGCUGAAAGAUGAUGCAUCUACCAUCGUCAUGAUACCCCAGACGCUUCAAAAUCAAGUUGUAAACAUCGUUAAUAAAUGCGGCGCCGUUGUCGACGAUAUCAGCGCUCUCCUCGUGAAACACAAUGGAAAAAAGAACGGAGCCAUGCGAUGGGCUUGGGACGGCAAGGAUGCUGUGAAUGCGCUUCGUCAGUCCCUUGAAACCCACCGAGCAGCUCUCAUGCUAGCUGUUGAGGCCAUUCAAUUAUGCUUGGUCAAAGAUAUAAAGGCCGACACAGCUGCAAUCCGGGAUGAGUCCUCGCAAGUAAAAAAGAACACAGAUGAGAUUCUGGAGGAAGUAGCUCGACUUCGGAUAUUACUCUCUGAGCAGACCAAAUCUGGAAGGGACUUUAUGAUGGAGCGUUACCUGGAUUCACUGACAACAUAUGCUGAGUCCGUUGUUAGCGGGGACAUUGACGAAGACAGAUUAAUCCUUUCAGAUGAUCAACCCAUCCCUUCAAAAGCUCAUGAGGUUCCUAGCGGGAUUGUAACUCAACUCCGCCCUGAAGAUUCACGCGGGUCAACCCUCAUGGACAUCAGCCCGUAUCGUUCGCAUGAAUAUCGCGCAUCACGUUGGAGCGGUCGAUUCACACGUGAAGAGUCGCAGAGAUUAUCACCCGAACUUCAUUCAACCAGACGAGACGAGGAAGCCUCGCGUCAACGAAGCAAGAGCGUAAUCAAUGCUCCGCCCUCCACCAACAGUGGCAGACAAAUCCUACAUUACGCACGCGCAUUGUACAGAUAUUAUGCAGUCAUUCCUGAGGAGCUGGGCUUUGCCAAAGGCGAUUUGCUCGCCGUGUUUCGUCACCAAGACGACGGAUGGUGGGAGGCCGAGGUCCAUGGCCAGGAUGGGCACAGCGGGUUGGUCCCAAGCAACUUCCUCUUGGAUUUGUCCAUAAAGUCGUCGGACACAAAUUCAGCUAAGUAGUUCAAAUAUGGCUGGUAUGUGGGGUUAUAUAGAGGCACAGGACACAUGGGCGGCUUGAAAAGACGUUGACAGGAAUGAGUCGGAAACUUCUAUUUAACAAUGUGGAAAGACUAGAGAUUAUUGAAUUUAAG
Messenger RNA from Ilyonectria robusta, 1288 nucleotides. RefSeq lists its product as uncharacterized. The record is from RefSeq and is a predicted model, not a curated record. NCBI's taxonomy places the organism in Eukaryota, Fungi, Ascomycota, Sordariomycetes, Hypocreales, Nectriaceae. Gene Ontology annotation, molecular function: protein binding. The transcript has 4 exons. Bases 33 to 1157 code for a protein of 374 amino acids.